Messenger RNA from Colletotrichum paranaense, 492 nucleotides. RefSeq lists its product as uncharacterized. The record is from RefSeq and is a predicted model, not a curated record. NCBI's taxonomy places the organism in Eukaryota, Fungi, Ascomycota, Sordariomycetes, Glomerellales, Glomerellaceae. Bases 1 to 492 code for a protein of 163 amino acids. The transcript is spliced from 5 exons.
AUGGGAUGGAUCGGCUCUGGCACAGUUCAUCCUGUUUCCGCAGAGCCUAUCAGCACAUUCGGUGCCAACAGUCGGCAGGACCAGCGAUACCGCGUACACGCUGGCGAAUUCGGGAAGCUAGCCGGGAUACCGCUGUCGCCAUUGGCGGUACAGGUCAUCGAACGUCGGAUGAGAGUUUGCGAAUCGCGAGAAACUCCACGCCUCUCUCCAUCUUGCACACCAAGACAACAAAAUGAAGAUCCUGUGACUUCCGUUGGACUAGGUGUACGAACUUCUGUAUCAGUGAUCAUUCCCUGUAACAUGAGCCAUGAGCUGGGUAUUUCACUGUUGCCUGGCGAUGUCCAAAAAGAGUCUGUACGGCGUGAAAAUUCUCACUUGAUGAUCCUUCGCCCGACAACGAAAGCCUCCAGCUCCUCUUCGAUCCUCUCACAUCGAGAAUGGCAGGUGCCUGGCGAUGAGAAGUCCACGACGGGUGUGCGGCGGCGUCGGUGA